Messenger RNA from Benincasa hispida (wax gourd), 753 nucleotides. Its product is annotated as Integrase-type DNA-binding superfamily protein. Lineage: Eukaryota; Viridiplantae; Streptophyta; Magnoliopsida; Cucurbitales; Cucurbitaceae. The record is from RefSeq and is a predicted model, not a curated record. Gene Ontology annotation, molecular function: DNA binding; DNA-binding transcription factor activity. Gene Ontology annotation, biological process: regulation of DNA-templated transcription.
ACAUUUCAACCUAUAAAAACCCCAAAACCCAGAAGACUUUCUUCGUCUUCCCCACAGGCUUCCUCUUCCUCAAACUCCAGCUUAAUCCAAUAAUAUAUAUAUAUAUUAUCCAUUACUGUCAGUUCAUCAAAUAUGGCUUCCAGUUCCAACAGUCUGGGUGAGACAAAGAAAUACAAGGGCGUACGGCGGCGUAAGUGGGGGAAAUGGGUGUCGGAGAUACGAGUUCCAGGCACUCAAGAGCGGCUGUGGCUAGGUUCUUACUCGUCGCCGGAGGCCGCCGCAGUGGCUCACGACGUGGCAUAUUAUUGCCUGAGAAGACCCUCAAACCUGGACCACCUGAACUUCCCGCCGAUGGUGCUGCCCUUGACCAACCACCUCCUUAUCCGAGACGACAUGUCGCCUGGCUCCAUUCAGAAGGCGGCCUCCGACGCCGCCAUGGCUGUGGACGCGCAGUAUAUAUGCAACAGCUUGGCAGACCGGGGCAGCACCGGCCCGGCAGGAGAUUACAACUACACGGCGCCCGAUGAUCAAGAUCUUUCCGUCCAAGAUUAUCUGUGAGCCUUAAUUUUGGGGUCCUCAUUCUCACAUCAACGGCUGGGAUCUUAUGAUGAUUUUAUCAAGUGCCGAUCAACAACCCCACUGAUUUAAUUGUAUAUAUGAAUUAAAUCAAAAUAUUGAAAAUCACUGGGGUGAUAUCCUAAGAAAAUGAAUGUUUAAUUUGCUCUUAAAAGCUUUUUCUUCCCUUUCGAUCAA